AUGUCCCUCAAACGUAUCAUUGACGCGCCAACUCUUGCUGGACUACUAAAGAAGAGUAUAAUCAACAAGGAAGGUGUCAGAUUACUCGACUGCUCCUAUGCAGUUGCAACGAAACCAGACUGGAAGAAGUUUGAAAAGGAACUCUAUGGUAACUUCAGAGAAAUUCUCGCCCAACCGAGUAUUGAUGCGUUUAGCCAUGGUCGCUAUUCGUAUUUAAAAUCAGUACCUUCAUUUUUUGUAAGAAUUGCCAUGCUUGUUUUGGCUAGACUUGGUACGUCGUUCUCCGGUGCAUUCGUUCUCGACGUCUGA
Messenger RNA from Strongylus vulgaris, 309 nucleotides. Lineage: Eukaryota; Metazoa; Nematoda; Chromadorea; Rhabditida; Strongylidae. The record is from the annotation of a GenBank genome assembly.